AUGGAACUGAAAAAGUUUUUAUUAAUAUUAUUAUUUAUUAUUACGAUUAAAUGUAUUGAAUCGAAAAAAUCACUACGAACGUUUGUGGUAUCACAAGAUAAACCACCUAAACCAAAACCAUUAACGGAUUUUACUGCCUAUGAUUCAAGAGAAAAAAAUCGUUGGUAUUUAAUACGAACUACUUCGACUGAUCUUGAUACGAUUGUAAUUAUUGAUUAUCGUGCUAAAAAAAUAAUAGCAAAUGUUGAAGGUGAAUGGGUGAAUAAUAUAUUUAAUGUUACUUUUUCAAUAUAUGAUGAUACAUUAGAUAAAUGGAUAGAUGGAGUUAUGAUACGUAAAUCGAAAUUAUUUUCAGCAAAAUAUGAAAUUCAAUGGAAUAAUGAACGUUUAUAUAUAAAACCUAGUGCAUUUAGAAAAACUAUGAAAAUAUAUAAGGAAACAUCUAAUGAACUAUACGCUCAGUUUCGUUAUCGUUCUAUAUGGCGUACGUGGUCAAAAUAUAAAUAUGAUUUACAAAUUUAUACGACGAAACUACCUGAUGCUCUUUAUCUUAUGAUAAUGACUGUCAUGCAUCAUACAACGCAAUUAAAUAAUGUUUAA
Messenger RNA from Adineta steineri, 600 nucleotides. The record is from the annotation of a GenBank genome assembly. NCBI's taxonomy places the organism in Eukaryota, Metazoa, Rotifera, Eurotatoria, Adinetida, Adinetidae.